AUGACUAUAAGCUUUGCAAUUUGGCAGAGCAUAAGCACCUACUUCUCCUCAGUAAUCAAGCUGUUGCUUGCGAUGCGUCGAGAACGCAGGCAGGCAAGAAAGUACCUCGUGAACCAUCUUUGCAGAGGUCACAACUGCGCCGCCCCUGGACGGUCUCACCGUCGAGGUUUGGAUGGCCUUGGUACUUUGCUGAAGCUUCUUGGGAAUGAGGAGUUUCACUUCAAUGAUCCGGACAGUUUUGAUUUCGUGGCCUCCUCGGAUCCAGAUCCAGCUUACCGUCAGGCCCUGGAAGAGUUGAAGCUGGCGCUGACAGCGGUGGGUGGGUGA
Molecule: messenger RNA, 327 nt
Organism: Symbiodinium natans
Lineage: Eukaryota; Dinophyceae; Suessiales; Symbiodiniaceae
Source: the annotation of a GenBank genome assembly